GCCGAGCUGAUAAAAAUUGAUUCGUGUGUGAUUGUGGUUGUUUGGAUUACCGUUCUUCAUUUUUUAUCAGUGUAAUCCAAUUCAUCUUCGCGGAUAUCCUCUAUUUUAUUUCCCUAACAUUAAAUUUUAACCAUGGUCAAGAAAUCAUGGGCUCCAUUGCUUCAGUGUUACAAUGGAAUUGUGAAAAGUGUUCUUCCAUAAAUCCCACUGAACGGUCAUCGUGCAUUCGAUGUGGAGAGCUCAGAAGUGUAAACCAUGUCAUAACUGCACCAGAAAACCCGAUCAAAGCAUUAGAUCCCAAAUUAUCCGACCCUCAGAGUUGCAAAUUCUCCACUGUCUUAACUGAUUGUGAUAACUUACUGUCGUCACUAUACAGGCAAAGUUCCAAUCAGCAUGUAAAAGCUACAUGUGGGAGCCUCACGGACAUAAGCCGAUUAAACUCCAACAUAGCAACUGAUCCAAUCAAAAAAAGUAGGUUUGGUAGCUCAGAGAAUUUUACUCUCUCCUGGAAGUGUCAUUGUGGUUUAACGCAUUCAAGCCACACUGGUCAGUGCUUUGUUUGCCACCAAAAAGUAAUGGCUGCAGAGGAGAGGGCGCAAAAUUCAUAUGUGGUAAAUAUGGACGCUCAAGAAUGGUGCUUGGAAGAUCAGCCGCGUGUUUUGAAAGAACAGAAUCCGUUUUCUGAGGUGCCAACUAAAAAUUUGUGUGUUCUACACAGUGUCAAGACAGACUCUCUUGUCAACCGAUCACCAAAAAGGCAGUAUUUUUCAACAUCAAUCUAUGACAAGGUCAAAACUAAAGUGAGCCGGUCAUUGUCCAACAGUGCUGUAUUAAGGUCUAAGUGGAACUCGGAAAAUAAGGAUUACAGCUAUAGCUACGAAACUUUGCAACGACCCAAAAGCCUCAUGAUUCCUGCAUCAUUAAAUCACAGAGAUUCUCUAUCGGAAGAAAACAAAGGACUGCGUCAGUGCUCAACCUUCUCAGCCUCCUCACCCAGUAAUCAUCAAAACUGGGUCUGUCAGCGCUGUACUCUAGUCAAUUCUGUAGUCAACUCUAGGUGCGAAGUUUGCGACUCACCGCGCAAACUAUCAUUUCCUCAAUCCUCAGAGCGUAAUGUUAUUAUCUCAGUUCCUUAUUGGGACCGUCAUCAUUCUGCAUUCAAUGAUGGAGCAGACUCAUCAUUAUACCUAAGAUCUGAAAACUUUGCAGAAUCCAACUCUGAAAAUACAAGUAAUCGAUGGAAAAACUCCUCUGUGUCCAGUUUACCAGAUGAAAUUAAUUUCAGAAUUUCCAGCGUUGAUGUUUCAAGCUCCAAUCCAAUUUUAUCACGAAACAAAACACGAUACUCUUUCAUUGGCUUUGAGCCUUCACCCAACUCAAAAGUGCCAUUUUCCAAACCUUACAAUAUAAAUAAAGACUCAGAUCAGGUUCCAGGCAAUGCAAUAGAUAGGAAUAUCCUGUUGAGUAAAACUGAAUCUGAACGCAUGUGGACUUGUAUAAAAUGUUCAUUUGCUUACAAUAUGAUGCAAGCAAACCUUUGUGAUAUUUGUUGCUCACCAAGAUCACCACCUAGUCUUACAGAACCCAGUUUAAUAACUGUGAGGGAGGACACACGUCGUUCCGCGCCAGGAGAUAAGUCAAACGAAAACUUUGAUGUUAGAAUCUCGGAAGAUAUUGGUCAUGCUAGAAAUCCUAGCAACAUUAAUUUUGUUCAAGAUUCAUCAGAUCAAGGUGCUGGAAGCACGGGUGACAAUAUCAGCUCCAUCAGAAACUCGGUGAAUAAUCAUGAAAACAUGGUCAGAGGUUCAGAUAGAGGUGACACUGUUUUAAGUAGCGCUGUCAACAAUAAUAUUAAUUUUUUCCAAAGCUCUCUUCGUGAUGUUACUGAUCUCAGUUUUAGACGCUGGAGCCAUGAUGCCCCUAGUUCUGAGUCUGAAUGGACGUGCAAGAAAUGCACUUUGGUCAACUCGGCUAAUGCUAUGGCUUGCAUCGUUUGCGGAGGCUCAAAGUUACGCAGCAUAAGCUUGGUUCAGGAUGCAACUCUGCGCAAGGGUGAGUUCUGGAUUUGCUCCAGUUGUACGCUGAAGAACCUGAUGUCUUCCGAUUGUUGUUUGGCAUGCAAACACCCAGUCAACAUGGUCACCCCCACACAAAGAAGUUCCUCUCCUAAUGACUGGAGUUCAAACUCAGCCCAAGGGAGUAAUCUUGGCGCCAUUCCAAAACAGCAGCAUGUUCGGAGAUCGAAUAGUGCUGUAAGUAGACGCUCAAGUGGAAAUAUGAUGAACCACAUGCCAAAUCAGGUUUCAUCAAAUCUUGGCUCUGAAAACCAACAUGCGCUUUUGAAUCAAGUGGGUCAUGCUCCCCAGAACCAGUUGAGUCAAGCUUCAGUAAAUUUCAAGUUCUCCAACUUGAAGUGGGAAUGUCGAAUGUGCACAUAUGAAAACUCCUUUGAAGCAAUAACCUGUGACAUGUGUCAAAGCUCCAAGUGCCUAUCUUCAUCUGCUAGAGCAAGCACAGCUCAGUUGAGCAAUCAAGUUGCAUCGCAUCGAAAUGUCUCCGAGCAGAGAGUGGUUGCACGAGGUGCAAACUUUUUUAACCAUUUGAAACAAGAAAGUGAGCUUAUGGAUGAUUUGCGAAUGAUCGAAGAAACUGAAGCUUUGGAAAAAUGGAAUCAAAUUGUCUCGUUUUGUAAAGUGAAUGAUGAGCCUUUCGUAGAUGAUUCUUUUCCACCAGACCUUAAAUCUCUGUACUACAAUCCUUCGACAAUCAAAGACAACCAUGUAGUCAAGUGGUUGAGACCACAUCAGAUCCAAAUGGAUGGUGAUUCCGAUCUCGACUGGACCAUUUUUCGGACUCCACUUCCAUCGGAUAUCUCUCAAGGCAUCUUAGGGAACUGUUGGCUUCUUAGCGCUCUGGCUGUGUUGGCGGAAUGUGAGGAUCUUGUGAAGAAAGUCAUGGUGAAGAGGGAAGUUUGUGCAGAAGGUGUCUAUCAGGUGCGGCUGUGCAAAGAUGGACGAUGGACGACAGUAUUAAUUGAUGACCUACUGCCUUGCGAUAAGCGAGGACAUCUCGUCUACUCCCAAGCAAAAAGGAAACAAUUGUGGGUGCCUCUGAUUGAAAAAGCGGUGGCCAAAAUCCAUGGUUGCUAUGAAGGUUUGGUGUCUGGCAGGGCUAUAGAAGGGCUCUCAACUCUAACAGGUGCACCUUGUGAGAGUGUUUCUCUACAACCCUCUUCAUUACCAUCAGAGGAUGAGCUGGAUAAAGACCUAAUUUGGGCUCAGCUUUUAUCCUCACGCCUAGCUCGCUAUUUGAUGGGAGCUUCGUGCGGUGGUGGUAACAUGAGAGUUGAUGAAGAAGAGUACCAACGCAAAGGGCUGAGGCCAAGGCACGCUUACUCCGUCUUGGAUGUUCGUGACUUAUCUAAUGGAGUGAGGCUGGUGCGACUAAGGAAUCCUUGGGGCUGUUAUUCAUGGAAAGGAGACUGGUCCGAUGAGUCAGAUCUUUGGACUCCUGAACUGAGAGACUUGCUCAUGCCGCAUGGUGCCUCUGACGGUGUUUUCUGGAUUUCAUUCGAUGAUGUUUUAAAGUAUUUUGACUGUAUUGACAUAUGCAAAGUGCAUCGUCAAGGAUGGAGCGAAGUUAGACUGAGAGGAAUUUUACCACCCCUGUCAUCCGUUGAUCAUCUGUCUUGUGUUCUGCUUACUGUUUUUGAGCCAACUGAAGCAGAAUUCACCCUCUUCCAGGAAGGACAGAGAAAUUCAGCAAAGUCAGAACGGAGUCAACUGGACCUAUGCGUGGUUGUUCUAAGAGCACGAAGUGCUGCUACUCCUGAAGUUGGACGGUUGGUGGAGCAUAGCAAACGACAGGUCCGCGGAUUUGUUGGCUGUCACAAAAUGCUGGAAAGGGAUUUAUAUAUUCUCGUCUGUCUAGCUUUCAAUCACUGGCACACAGGCAUCAGUGACCCUGCAAAUUAUCCCGCCUACGUUUUGGCGAUUCACAGUUCAAAGCGACUGCUGGUUGAACAGAUCUCACCUCCUGCCUACAUACUUGCCGAUGCAAUUAUCAGUCUCACUCUUGCAAAAGGACAGAGACAUGAAGGCCGAGAAGGAAUGACUGCGUAUUACCUAACCAAAGGAUGGGCUGGUUUGGUUGUGAUGGUUGAGAAUCGUCAUGAAAAUCGAUGGAUUCAUAUCAAAUGUGAUUGUCAAGAGAGUUACAAUGUUGUUUCUACUCGAGGGGAGCUAAAAACAGUCGACUCGGUGCCUCCUUUGCACAGACAAGUACUCAUUGUUCUAACACAACUUGAUGGGUCCGGAAGCUUCUCAAUUGCUCAUCGUCUUACACAUCGGUUAGCCAGCUCUGCGCGUCUCCAUGACUGGGGCCCCGUGGGUAGCUCACACUGUCCUCCCAUCGAUAAACAAGUGGAAGGACUCCAUCAUCCUCGACUCAUCACUUAAAAAGUCCAUUUUCACAAUUUGUCUCGAUGUACUUUUCAUUUAAGUCACAAUUUUUGGCAAGUGACUUUUGAAUGGCUGAACCAAUUCAGCAGUAAUUUUCGUAUUUUUAUCUUACUUCUUUUUGUCUUUGGUGUACCUUGAUUUCAGUGGUUUUUUACUUAUUUAUUUUUUUUAAAAUGCUGUUAUAGUGAGAGGUUUUAUUGGUUUUUAAUACCUACAGGUACAUGGAAGUGAAUCGAAAUGCAGUUUUCUCUUUUUGUUUUUUUUAUAAUUAAAAUAACAUCAGGGAUUCAGAUAAAGUUGGUUGGAAUAUUUCCAAAUGUAAAAUCAUCAUCCUCUACAUAACAAGAGAAGCGGUAAUCAGAUUCAAAUACUAGAUUUGUGGCAGAUAAGUCACGAUUGGGGUUUAACUUGUUUUUUCAAAGGAAAAUGUUGGGUGUAUGCUCAUUAUUUUCUACGUUCCCUGUCAAAUAUUGAUUUGAAAGGUGAAGAGGUUGAAAAUUUGUUGACAACAAUUCAUCAGGAUUCUGUUGAAAGAGGAAGAAAUUGUCGUUAGCUGUAGUUUUCAACAAAAUCUUUGAAAGACAUCAAGGUACAAAAUCCAGGUGUUGUAACAAAAUGCAACUCCAACAUUACAAUUAAGCCAAGAAUUGUGUCAUUAUAUUAUUCAGCAUCAGCUUAUACGAGUAUAUGAUUGAUUGAGCACUGGAUUUAAAAGAACCUCAUUUUUAGACCAUAAAGUUUUAAAUAUUUUAAUUGACAAUAACCGAGACCUUACUAAUUCACAAAGAAUGCAAAAUAGAAUUAUACAAGUAUAUUUUAUAAUGCUAUGCAUGGCUGGUGGGUCAUGGCUGGUUUUUGUCCUGCCCCCAUCAUCAUGAAAUUACACAAGAAAGGAUCUGCAGCCAUUCUCAUCUUGUCAGCAAAUUUUUAUCAAUGUUUGAAGACUCAUUACAGCAUCACUAAAUUGAUGUUUUGUACAAACAAUGAAUUUUCAAAAACAUGAAAUUUGAAAUUCUUUUUAUGAUUCAUAAAAACUUUCAAGAUUCUUGCCGCACAGCUACGCUUUCUUUGCCAGGAGUCCUAGUGAUAUUUCUUUCUUGCCCAUUUCUAAAUUAGUCAUUAUAGUUGGAUUGGAUGGAAAGAUAGGAGUUUUAACACUAGAGAGACGUGUAAAAACCGAUUUAAUACAGGAAACUUCAUGAAAAUUUCUCCCCUGAUGAGAAUAAUACAUAACUUAUGAAUGCACUGUGUAAGUUCAAAAUUGUCAUGCAAGAGACUAAUUUUAAGACUUUUUAAGUGGCUCAUGAAACCGAAUCUCCUUCAAAAUGUAAGAGGAUUAAAAAUGAAUCCGCAAAGUGUCUCGUCACCAAAAAUUCUUCAGCUUGUACUCUUUUAUUUAUAAACAUUUUUCGUUUAUUUCUGCUUGUCUCUUUAUGUUUUAGUGUGUUUAAGUUUCAGUUUAAUGCCUCACUCUGUACAUUUGGCAUUGCUGGCCCCUUAGAAUAGCGUUUUUUAUUUUUUGUCUCAGGCACCGAUUUCCUCUGUGACUGUGACACUGACCACACACUGGCAGUGCAAAACAAAUGGAUUUAAUGAACUGAAACUUGCGAAAAACGUAGACAUCCAAAAACCUACUUUUUCUGGAGAAGGUGAAAAUUGUUGGAAAGACAAAUUGUAACAGAACCCGGGACCAUUUUCUAUCACGGAAGACCUCCUCUCAUUAUCAUGAUAACCAGUGUCCCUGAAAAAUUUGAACCAGUUCUCAGACAUGGAACUCUCUCUCUUUAAUUUGUAUUUACGUCCUUUCAGCAUAAAAAGUUCUGCCCCCUCCGCAAGUGAGAGGGGAUAAAAAUUUCCUUAUCGUGGAUGCUUGGUGGGCUUCUGCUCACCACCAACAAUAUUUCACUUCACUUCCUUAAUUUUGAAUUCAUGGAUUGUUCCUGCUCCUCUCAGUGUAGAUGUAUUCACCUUAAAAAUGUCAAAAAUUUGAUCAUGAAAAAGUUGGAAUUUUGCCUUAUUCGUCAAUCUAAAUUCAAAUGUCUGUUUGUUUUUAUCUGCUAAAAAGCUGUUGAGCAAUACGUGUCUAUGACUUGCUCAUCAGCAAGCGGGCAGUAUAGGUUCACGAGGAAAAUCAUCUCUAGGGUUUUAUGCCCCAAUCAUCACAAGGGUCUUAGAACCCGCUCUUAAGGUGAGCCACGUCAAGUCAUCGAAACGAUGAUCAGGAAGGAUUUUGGAAAGUCUUAUAGUUCCUACAGUAUUAUGCUUUUGUACCUCUCGGGCUGAGAUCUCGUUCGCUAUUUUUUUGUUUUACUUUAAGUUUUAGUUCAUUUUUUGUUAUCUUAUUUUAUAAUUUAAUUUAAUUUUCUUUGGUUUUUUUAAAGCUCCUUGUCAAACGAUUUGUAAGUUCAGUACAUUCAUUUCUCAAUUUGUCUGUGAUAUCUGCUAGAUUUUUGGAAAUUUUAAAAUAUCGACUUCUUGUUCAAAGUCUUUUUAGUGUGUAAUCUCAUAUGGUUAGCACUGGAAGAAUUCUUCUUAUUGAUUUAUUGAGCUGAAUUUUUAAACUGACUGCCUAAACAUUUUUCUUGUCACAUUUCAUGAAAAGAUGUGGAUUUAAAAUAAAUAAAAAAAAGAAAAUUGAGUCUGGUAUAUAAUCACUGCCAGGAAAAAUUUCUCACUGUUGUAAGUACAUCUUUAAUGUAUUUUUCUUUAAUAUCUAAUUUCUUUUUUUAUGACGGGUUAAAAUUUCAAUCGCCAUAAAAAUUAUUUUACUACAGCACUGGCACUUAAAAAACGGGAAAAAAGGAAGGACCUAAAAGUUCCAAAAAUUUGCUUUAGUGUUUAUUUCGCCAUUUUUGUGGUUAGUUUGCAUUAAAAAAUCACCGAACAUUUUUUAUUUCGACAGCUUUUUGAAAUCGGUCGGGAAGUGCUGUAUUAUAUUCGAAACCAGUAACAGCAAUGUCAUUUUUCAAAGUUACCAACAUUACAAUUUUGAUGACCUAGUUUUUAUGAAGUCAACAUAAAUGAGAAAUCCUCAUUCUCUAAGUAUACUUAUCCCCCUUUUAUCACAUGUAAUUAAAAUGAGUGAAACCCACGUGGGUUUUCUCUUUUCUUUUCCUUUAUUAGACCCACAGUCAUCUACUUUCCUUUUUAAGUAUUUAAACCACAGGCAGAAUUCAUACAUAAUUUAACAAGUUUUUAAUUCGUUUUCUUUCUUUUUUUUACAUUUCUGAAAGUCUGUAAAAAUUAAUGUUCUAGCUAAAUAUAAUCAAUUAUUUCUUUGAUGUCAAAUCCGAAAAUCUUGUUUGUUAAUGCAUCCUGUACACACUAUUCCGUAUUUGAUACAUACCUAGCCAUAAUUUAUUUCCGUAAAUUUAUUCUUUACUUGAUUUUGAUAAGUAUUCAAAUCUCAGUUGUCUCUUUCAAUAAGAUGCUCUCUUGUAUCAGUCAUUUAGUGCGUGAUUUUUUAUUGUUUGAAAUUAAAGCUUACUGAAUAAAGAACACAAUCUCAAUAAA
This is a messenger RNA of Bemisia tabaci, 7973 nucleotides long. NCBI's taxonomy places the organism in Eukaryota, Metazoa, Arthropoda, Insecta, Hemiptera, Aleyrodidae. The record is from RefSeq and is a predicted model, not a curated record.